AUGACGGAAACCGAGACUAAACCAGUCGCCCAGUCCUGUGCAGAUCCGACCCACCAUGAGCGCCCGGGACGCGGGGUUGUCCUUUUCGGCAUGGAUGCGUGUAGUGGUCGUGGGCAGCAGGAGAAGGAACUCGGGGUCAGGUGCCGGGCCGCCGCAAGCGGGCCUUGGUUGCCUGGAGCGGCGGACGGUUUCGAGUCCAUCCUCUCCCCUUGCUACCUUGUUCAGCGCCAUCAAACCACGAGAAAUCGAAAUACCAACGCAGACAUGUCCAUCGAGCUACACGUCAUGACUUGCCUAAGCUGCGGCGAGGACAUUCUGCUAGCACGACAACGGGGACGAGUCAUGGACAGUGACGACGAAGGGGAGGUAGGAGAGCACGAGGUCGUCGUCGUCGUGUCGGGCCUCGUCUUUUGUGACGAAUGCGUCAAGGGUGACUCGGAGUGCGAGUGGGAUGCGGCGGGUGGGGGAACGACGCGGGUACAUGAUUAUUGGGGGAAACGUCAUCGUGUUGGUGCGGGAGACACGGGCGAUGGAGACGGCUACCUUGACGUGGGGAGGGUUGGUGAACUGGCGGGUUGUGUUGAGGCGAGAUAG
This is a messenger RNA of Parascedosporium putredinis, 594 nucleotides long. NCBI's taxonomy places the organism in Eukaryota, Fungi, Ascomycota, Sordariomycetes, Microascales, Microascaceae. The record is from the annotation of a GenBank genome assembly.